UCCGAACCCCAAAAAAAAAAAAAAAAAAAAAAAAAAAAUCUAAUCCGCCAUUAAAUAUAUUUUCAAGCUUUUCAAAGCCUUUUUCUUGUCCUUCAAACUUCCACACAAAUGAGUCCUACUACACAAUUCCAUGCAAAGAGGAACGUUACCGCCGGCGGAGCCACCGCCGCGGCGGCAAUGGCGGCCAACGGCUUGUGUCCUCCUCCAUUGAAGAUCAAUAAGGAUUCGCAUUUCAUCAAGAAAUCAUCGCCGUCUUCUUCUUCUUCUUCAUCAAAUUCAUCGUCCACGUUGGCGGCGGCUGCGGCGGCGGUGGCAGCUACGUCGGUGACUACGAAGCCGCCACCUCAGCAGCAGCAGCGUCAUCCGGUCAUUAUCUACACGCAUUCUCCGAAAAUCAUCCACACGCAUCCUCGCGACUUCAUGGCUCUGGUUCAGAAGCUCACCGGACUUUCGAGAUCCGAAGGCGAUGAUGCGGCACCGGCGGAGGUAGCUCCAUCGAAGCCGAGCUCGUCGGAGGAAGAUGAGAACAAGAGCGGGAGAAAAAUCGAGGAUAACGAAUCGUCAUCGGUGAUUACCGAUGAGAAUUGCAGUACCAGUACGAGUACCGGAGGAGAUGCCGCCGGUGGGGGAGGCGGUGGUCACCAGGUGAAUUCUUCGUGCUUCGUUCAUCCUACGACGGCGGUGAACAAUCCGUACAUGGCGAAUAAUAUUCCGGUAUUUACGCAGAAUUAUUCGGCGGAUCAUCAUCAUCAUCAUCACCAUUUUUUGAAUCAACCAUUCUAUAACUACAAUACUGGUACGGAUUCGUUGUUUUUCUCAGGUCCUAAUAUUGCAGCUUCGGUUUCAUCUUCUUCCACUUUCCAAGGAUUCAAUGAAUUCCCUACAGCUGACUACUAACACCAUUAUUACUAUUAUUAUUCAGAUUCAGAUUCAGAAUUUUCAUUUUUUUUUUUUUGAAAUUUGAAUUUUGGAGAAAAGCAAAUAUUCUUUCCUUUAAUAGAUUAAUUUGUUAAUUUAAAUUCUUGGUGCAAAUAAAAGGUUCUAAUUUUCUGGGGUAGAAUCUUUUUUUUUUUUUUUUUAUUAAUCAAAAGUAUUGUUAUAGAUAGAUUUAGAUAUUGUAGGAACAAAUAUUUGUUAA
Ziziphus jujuba (common jujube) is the source of this 1138-nucleotide messenger RNA. RefSeq names its product VQ motif-containing protein 20. Bases 109 to 897 code for a protein of 262 amino acids. Gene Ontology annotation, cellular component: nucleus. Lineage: Eukaryota; Viridiplantae; Streptophyta; Magnoliopsida; Rosales; Rhamnaceae. The record is from RefSeq and is a predicted model, not a curated record. The transcript has a single exon.